This is a messenger RNA of Microbotryum saponariae, 1833 nucleotides long. The record is from the annotation of a GenBank genome assembly. Lineage: Eukaryota; Fungi; Basidiomycota; Microbotryomycetes; Microbotryales; Microbotryaceae.
AUGGCCGUCGUCACGCCGUCGCGCCGGCUCGCGGUGCUCUCGGUGCUGCUCGUCGUGGCACUCGUUGUGUCGUUCAGCGCGUCGAGCAAACAAACGCUGCGAAAGCUGGCUUCGGCCAGUGUACGGUACGUCCACUUCCAGCUUGAAUGACCCACGAGCAUGGAGGCGCCGAGCGACGCAUUCAUUGGAUUGACCAUACCCUGAGUUGGCGCGUGUCUGUAGAGCCAAGUUCGACCGAUUGACGGACUCCGAAACGGUGGACGAGUUGAUCCGACCAUUCCCCUUCAUCGAGCGUGAUCCGGUCUCGACGGAUGAGACGACCGCGGUACCACUCGUUCAGGCCAUCGCCGAGUUCAAUCUCUUGGAUCAGAAGAACCGACCGACGCAGUUCAACCUCAGCCUCUGCAGCAUCGCGACGCACGAGGAAGAGUUCCUCGUCGAGUGGAUCACGUGGCACCGCUUGCUCGGAGUUGGUGAGUGCUCGUCCUCGCUUCGUGGCUGAACUCACAAGUUGCAAAGUGGCAUAUGGGACUUCCAUACUGAAUCCACCCUUACCUGAACAUCAUCUGAGUGUAGAGCGGAUAUACUUAUUCGACAACAAGCCGACACUCGGGAUGCGCAAGCUUUUACGACCGUGGCUCGAAGAGGGCAGUGUGGUCCUGUACGAGCUCAACUAUCCAGGUCAGUUCUGUUUUGUACUUUGAAGAGUGCGACUCGCGUACUGCUCCGCGGGGACUCGCUGACACUUCUUGGGCCCCGACGCUGCUUCACCAGACGACGUCCUUGUUGGAGCUCAUCAUCGUGACGACCUGCUGAGGCUCUGCGAGCGUGAGGUCCUUUCCACCUCUCUCUGGGCGGCUCACAUCGACGUCGACGAGUUCCUCGUGCUAGAUUCGGCAUCGAGCAAAGCCCAAGUUCCGAGACCAAGCACAUCUCGGAAAUUGAGCCAGGUCGAGCUGAACAACUGGGAUUACCCGCUGCACCACCUGCUCUCCCACGAGCUAAGAAAUGCGACCUGCGUGCCGAUCCCCAGGAUCACGUUCACGAACGUGGGCGUACGAGAUAUCGGUAUGGAAUACGUGACGGAGAGACACGUCGUUCGGGAGAAGAAGGAUCCCGGUAGGAAAACUUGGGGAAAGGUCAGUCGCUCGGUGCUUCGGAUCGCUAGAUGCUGGGACUGUCAAAUGGUGAAUAUUUACCUCUUAUGUAAUUUGCCCCUCGUACUUCCAGAUGCUGCUUCAAUGGCCGGACCCGAAUGUACGGCGCCCGGCGUCGUGGUGGGGAGCACACAGCUGCCAGGCCUCGAAUGGCGACCGCCCGGAAGCCAACAUCAUCAUGGACGCGCUCGGGAAUCGACUCAAGCCUCCCAACAACAUCUACCCGAUGAAAGGCCUGGUCCUUCCCGACAACUCAUUAGGCAUCAACCACUACGCGCAACGAUCGCUCGCGAAUUGUAUCGCGAAAGCCGAGGUAGCCAAAGACGUGCACACGGAUUGGCGGGCGAUCGAAGGACCCCUCGGGUGCGCGUCUCAUUACGUGCCGACCGAGCAAGAGUUGAAAGGGGACGAACGCAAGCGCAUUCUGGAGCACGAAAAAUACGGCGCCGAGCUGCUCGCGUCGCCAAAGGAAUUGAUCGAGGACGGCAUCUUUGAGGAUAUGGCCGCGAGCGAAAGCUGGGAGGGGAGGAUGACUCGGGCGAUCCUGGACGAAUGGAGGAGACAAUCGUCGAAGCGGGCUUGGCCUUGGGAAAGUAUCAAGUGGGAUUGGAAGGAACACGAGGUUUCUCAAAUUGGGAUUCGGGUGGUUUCUGCCCCCGUCAGACAAGGCGACUGA